GUCACCCGGGCGCCGGGAAGGCAGCCGCGGCCCAGCACCGGGCCCGGGCCCUCGAGCAGCGGCGGCGGCGGCGCUGCGGGCCGGGGCCGCGCUGCUGCCGGCUCACACCGCACACCAGGCCCACAGCCCCACGGCCCCCGGGCCCACAGUCCCCGGGCUCACGGCCCCACGGCCAACGGCCCCCGGAGGCCCGGCGUGCUGCGCAGGCUCCGCGCCGCCCGUUCCGUCCCUUCCGUCCCGCCCCGCGCGGCCGGGGAGCGGUUGCCGGCGUUCCGGUGAACGGCUGCCGGCGUUCCGGGGAGCGGUUGCCGGCGUUCCGGGGAACGGCUGCCGGCGUUCCGGGGAGCGGUUGCCGGCGUUCCGGGGAACGGCUGCCGGCGUUCCGGGGAGCGCCGCGGCCAUGGGCGCUGCGGCCGGGCCGCCCGGCUUCUGCGUGGGGCUCGGCCUGGCCCUGUCCUCCAGCGCUUUCAUCGGCGGCAGCUUCGUCCUCAAGAAGAAGGGGCUGCUCCGGCUGUGCCGCCGCGGCCGCGCCAGGGCAGUGGGAGUUGGAGAAGCUGCAAAUUUCGCUGCCUAUGCCUUUGCCCCUGCAACACUGGUAACUCCACUGGGUGCUCUGAGUGUUCUUGUUAGUGCAGUUCUGUCUUCCAUCUUCCUGAAUGAGCAGCUGAAUGUUCAUGGGAAGAUUGGCUGCCUCCUGAGUGUUCUGGGCUCCACAGUGAUGGUGAUCCAUGCUCCACAGGAAGAAGAGGUUUCCAGCCUGGAGUCAAUGGCAGAGAAGCUGAAAGAGCCAGGCUUCAUUGUGUUUGCUGUGUGUGUCCUGCUGAGCUCCCUCCUGCUCAUCUUCGUGGCCGGGCCCCGUCACGGCCAGCACAACGUCCUGGUUUACGUGCUGGUGUGCUCAGCCAUCGGCUCCCUCUCCGUGUCCUGUGUCAAAGGCCUGGGCAUUGCCCUCAAAGAGCUGUUUUCUGGGAAGCCUGUCCUGAGAGAGCCCCUGGGCUGGGUGCUGCUGGUGUGCCUGGUGAUCUGCAUCAGCAUCCAGAUCAACUACCUGAACAAAGCCUUGGACAUCUUCAACGCCUCGGUGGUCACCCCCAUUUACUACGUGCUGUUCACCACAGCAGUCAUGAUGUGCUCUGCCAUCCUCUUCAAGGAGUGGCAACACAUGGUGCUGGCCAACAUCAUCAGCACCAUCAGUGGCUUCCUCACCAUCGUGUCUGGCAUCUUCCUGCUGCACGCCUUCAGGGACGUGCCCCUCAGCCCCGACCUCCUGCCCCUCUUCCUGCAGCAGGGCAGGGCAGAGCUGCACACCCCAUGGAGGAGCACACACACACAGUCCUGUCAGCACCAGCCUCUUCUGCCCCAGCAGGACAAAAGCUCUCAGAGUGCAGAGGAGGAGGAGGAAGGUGAGAGCACGGGAGGGAGCCUCUGAACUGCUUUUCUGCUCCUCCACUGCAAGGCUGAACAUCCUGCCUCAGCUGCUGCUGCCUUCUGCAGCACUGGGAGCUGGCAGCUCCCAGGUGGGAGAUGGCUGAGCUGCCAGUGCCAGGAGGCUGAUGGGAGCCUGGGAAGUGCCCAGCUCCUGGCACCCAGUGCCUCCUCACUUUCCUUUGACAUGAAGAACCAACCUGCCCUCACCAGCACACGGGUGCUGGCUGUGCAGAGCCCUGCAGCCCUCAUAGUGCCUUACUGAAUGCACACACCGUGCAUUUGGGGAUCCUUAGAAGACUAACAGGUCCAAAAGACUCUUAACAUGGUGCUGAGGUUACCUGGGUGUCUGCCUCUAAAGGUGACAUACCCAGGACAGUCAAAGAAUUCCUCUCUCGAGUACUUGUGUUGCUCACUGUGCUAGAAUUUACUGCCAGGUUCACAUCCAAGGCCAGAACACAGCCCAGCCCAGAGCUUCAGUGGUACUGCCACGUGCUGCUGUGGCUCUCAGGGAGGGACCAGCCUCUUCAUACAUCUGCUGGGCAGGUUGAUGAAGCACCUGCUUGCUGUAUUCUACUCAUUAAAGCCCAGUCUGUUCAGUUAA
This is a messenger RNA of Colius striatus (speckled mousebird), 2029 nucleotides long. Its product is annotated as magnesium transporter NIPA2. The record is from RefSeq and is a predicted model, not a curated record. Gene Ontology annotation, biological process: magnesium ion transport. Bases 401 to 1429 code for a protein of 342 amino acids. Gene Ontology annotation, cellular component: membrane. NCBI's taxonomy places the organism in Eukaryota, Metazoa, Chordata, Aves, Coliiformes, Coliidae. Gene Ontology annotation, molecular function: magnesium ion transmembrane transporter activity. The transcript has 4 exons.